Messenger RNA from Entamoeba invadens IP1, 513 nucleotides. RefSeq lists its product as hypothetical. The record is from RefSeq and is a predicted model, not a curated record. NCBI's taxonomy places the organism in Eukaryota, Evosea, Mastigamoebida, Endamoebidae. The transcript has a single exon. Bases 1 to 513 code for a protein of 170 amino acids.
AUGAGUGGUGCGUCUCUUCCUAUAGACACCGCACUUGUAUGUAAUUUCAAAACAUUGAUUAACAAAUCAACAUCGACAUCUGUUUUUCAAUGCCAAAUGAUGUACUCUGCACAUACUGACACGGAAAAUUGCCAUAGAAAAGACACCAGUACAGAGUAUAAACAGAGAUAUAACAUUGAAAUUUCAACCGCUGUGAAUAGUGUGGUUAUAUAUGAAAACAAUGCAGAAAAGACAAAGGAUUAUGAUAUUGUUAAUGUGAAACAGGACUGUGUGACAAUUCAAAUAAUGAAAGGUGGCAUUUAUACGUUGAACAUACACAUGAGUGGAGAAAGGGUGAUGUGUAUUGGUGAUGAUGCAGAUAGUAAAAAGUGUAAAAUUGUAAUCAAUAAUUAUGUUGAUACAAAUCGAAUCAAUUUACUUGGAAAGAACAUCAUUUUGGAGAAAGACCUCAAUAUUGAUAAUGUAAUUUCCUUUGUCAAAAUAACGGGAGACGUCUCUUUGAGUACAUUUUAA